CUCAAAAUCUAUAUAAAAGCUUGACAUGAUGGCUGUCAAAUCAGUUUGGGUUAUGGUCUUUAACCGAUACCACGGUAUAAUUGCCAAUAUGACUCCCACUUUCGCGCUUAUCAUUUUAAACAUACUGUAUGCUCAUGCUGAUCAUCAAGAUGCUCCAAUUCUCCCGAAUUAUUGGAUGUGGAAUAAUGGACCCCCUUACGUACCUCCAACUUCAUACUCUCCUUCAACAGCACCAGCUGAACCAUCAUUUGCACACCAAGGGUAUCCACCCAACUUUUUAAAACCAAUAAAUGCAGCUCAGGCAACAACCUACACUAGCGAUGCGUCUAAAAACGAUUAUGCCACAAGCGAUUCCAGUCGCAUUUUUGGGCAAGCGCCUAAAAGUGAAUCUAUCAGAUAUAGUGACAACUACGGAUCUGGAUCUGGCUUUGGCUCCGCUUUAGCUAGUGGAAACACAUUAGGAACUAGCUCUGGCUCUAGUUCAGAAUCACACUCAUGCUUAGGCAUAGGAUCAUGCACAGGCAAAGGCUCAGGCACAGGCUCAGGAUCAUGCUUAGGCGCUGGAUCAUGCUCAGGCAUAAACUCAGGCAAAGGCCCAGGAUCAUGCUCAGGCCAAGGAUCAUGCUCAGGCGCAGGAUCAGGUUCAGGCUCAGAAUCAUGCUCAGGCCAAGGAUCAUGCUCAGGCGCAGGAUCAGGCUCAGGCUCAGAAUCAUGCUCAGGCUCAUCAUCAUGCACGGGCAUAAACUCAGGCAAACUGCCAGGAUCCUGCUCAGAAAUAGGAUCAUGCACAGGCCCAGAAUCAGUCAAUCAAACUGUGCAUUUGCUUCAGUAACUACUUAGAGAUAUCAGCAGUCAUUCGCAAUCAAUUUAAAUUUUGACCCAUACUUAUAUUAUUAAAUAAAUAAAGCAAG
Pieris rapae (cabbage white) is the source of this 911-nucleotide messenger RNA. Its product is annotated as hyphally regulated cell wall protein 1. The transcript is spliced from 3 exons. The coding region runs from base 26 to 832 and encodes 268 amino acids. The record is from RefSeq and is a predicted model, not a curated record. NCBI's taxonomy places the organism in Eukaryota, Metazoa, Arthropoda, Insecta, Lepidoptera, Pieridae.